AUGAAACACCGGCUCCUUCCAAAAAAAAAAGGAGGAAAAAAGGAAUCGUGCUUCAAAACAUUCUCCCACAGCCAAGCACGAGAAGCUAUCUACAAACUCCAAGACGCAGCCAGACAGCUUGAAACAAACCUGGAAAAAAAUAAGACCCAAUUAGCACCAGCAAAAUCUCAGUUCAUGUUGUUUACUAAGAAGAGAAAGAUACCAAAUGGACUACCAAAUAUUAUCCUGGCGGGCGGAAUGGUACCUAAAACAGAAGAAGCAAAAUUCUUAGGAGUGAAACUGGACAGCAAACUGAAAUGGACAAACCACAUCCAAUACAUGGUAGCCAAGAUGAACAAACGGGUAAACUUCAUAAGAUCACUCUCAGGGCACUGGUGGGGAAGCCACCCAAUGACCCUCAUCAGAGCCUACCAAGCCCUAGUGAGAAGUGUCACGGACUACGCGGCCGGAGUCUACGACCCUACAACAAAAAAGAACUGGAACCACCUCGAGCUACCCCAACGACAAGGACUAAGAGUCUGUCUCGGAGCCAUGAAAAGCAGCCCAAUUGUGGCCAUCCAAGCAGAAGCAGCACAAAUGCCGCUCAAGAAUAGGCUAAACAUGCUCACAGACAGAGCUAUCCUGAAAUGGCAUAGCAUCACAAACCACCCUGUGAUUAACCUACUGAACUCAUGGGCUGGCGCCCACAGAACAAAAAGAAAACAACUGCUACUAAAAAGAUUUGAAAAAUUCCCAGUUGACCCAAAUCAAAUUGAAAAAAGCCCAGUGCCAAAAUGCUACUCAGUCCAGAUAGAAAAACUCACCUCCACCCCCGAAAUAAACAUUAAUUUUCCCCCAAUACCCUACGUCGCCAAAGAAAGUGAAGAUGAAAAGGAAAUAUUUAAAUACCUGAUUAAAACGACAUGGAAAAAUUACCACAUCCUCUCCACAGACGGAUCCAAGGGCAACCCUGAAGAAAAUGUAGGAGCUGCAAUGGUUGACUACUCCGGAAGGCCCAUCAAGGCAAAGAUGCUGAAGCUACAGCCAAACACGGAGAUUUAUGAAGCUGAGGCAAAAGCCCUCCAUUUAGCCCUCGUACACGCUGAAGAAAUUAAUCCUGGACAUGGAAAAGAAAUAUUAAUUUUAGUUGACAACAAAGGCUUACUAUUAAACUUAACAAACUUCAUCAGAGAACAAGAAUCUUCAACAAUAUCAGACAUCAGAGAAAAACUGGCAAACCUUGAAGAGAUUGGCACGAAAGUAAAACUAAACUGGGUCCCAAGCCACAAGAAAAUAAGCCCAAAUGAAUUAGCAGACUACUUUGCAAAGCUAGCAAGAAAAGCAGGGAAAGAAGAAAACGCCCCACAGCACUAUUCUACCUUCUCAAAUAAAAUAAAACAUCAAACAGAACAGGAAGUCCAACAGAACUGGGAGAAUCACCCAAAAGGAAGGAAAAACUACAGAAUUCAACCAACCUUCCCAAAAAGACCAUGGAUAGCUAAAGCACCGGAUCAAAAUAGAAACACCCUGGCAACAAUAAUUAGACUCAGAAUAGGACAUACCCAUUGCCCAGCCCACCUCCAUAGAAUCAAUGCAAUACCAUCCCCAGUGUGCUCCAGAUGCGGAGAAAUAGCCGACGACAACCAUCUGCUCAACAACUGCAAAUUCACCGACAAGUCAGCAUUUGAGGACAUACUGAAGGCAGAAGGCCUCGAAACCCAAUACCCUGAAAUCUUCAAAGUCCAAAAGCAGGAAGAAGUGAAAACUGUGGCAGAAGCAUUUAAACAGCUUCUGGCGGCAAAUAGCCACCUCAAGCUAUGAGAAAAUAACAAACGAAAUCAACACCCCGGGACCCACCUAUACAAGGCGGUGAAACCGGAAAGAAUAAAACUCUGGCCUACAUGCCCAAGGGGCAGGCCAAAAAAUUAUUAACGGAUGUCCCC
Messenger RNA from Thrips palmi, 1922 nucleotides. RefSeq lists its product as uncharacterized. The transcript has a single exon. Gene Ontology annotation, molecular function: RNA-DNA hybrid ribonuclease activity; nucleic acid binding. The record is from RefSeq and is a predicted model, not a curated record. Bases 1 to 1800 code for a protein of 599 amino acids. Lineage: Eukaryota; Metazoa; Arthropoda; Insecta; Thysanoptera; Thripidae.